Messenger RNA from Micropterus dolomieu (smallmouth bass), 3337 nucleotides. RefSeq names its product trafficking protein particle complex subunit 11 (gene trappc11). NCBI's taxonomy places the organism in Eukaryota, Metazoa, Chordata, Actinopteri, Centrarchiformes, Centrarchidae. The record is from RefSeq and is a predicted model, not a curated record. Bases 603 to 3290 code for a protein of 895 amino acids. The transcript has 24 exons.
UACUGUGCGCAUGACGUCCGUAGAUGACAGUUUGCGUUGUAUUUUUUUAGGAUGCUGUAUGGAAACACUAAGAUUAUUAGUGUCACCAUAAUUAUCACUGUUAUUGUAAUUAAGAUAGAUUUUUCAUCAUUUGCCUUUCAUAUGAAAAACAUUUAGCAGUCAUUCGUAAAAAACAUAGUUUGUGAGGUAGCGCUUUAAUUUUGAAAAGUCGAACCGGAUGUAUUAUUCAAGUUCUGCCAUAGAUAGCGAACUAGCUAGUUUGUUGUUUAAGCAGCAUCUGCCAUCUAUUAUAUUUUUGCUUCCAUUGAGUUUGACACAUCGGUGAUUAGCUGCCAGAUUGUGACCAGCGCUGGAACUUGGCGAAAAACGAAACCAGGCUGCCUACAGCUACCGUUAAAUGUGCACUGACGUAACGUUGUAUGUGCUUGUUGUUGCAACCUCGCCCACUAAGUUAGCUAACUGUUAACCUUGAUAGACAUUCCCACCGGCCUGCAAACAGCCUAUGAAGUGCAGCUAGCUAACUCCCUCAAGCUAGCUGUGCCUUGCACCUUUACCAGUUCACUUGAGUGAUGCAGCUGAGGUGUAUCCAUUGUUGAACCCUCAUGAUGGCUGGUUCCCAGUGGGAGCUUCCUCCAGAACUAUGUUGUCGGCCUAUGGCCUUCGUGGCUUUAACCGGUCUGGAUGUGGUGUACAAUGCUGUGCACCGGGCCAUUUGGGACGCCUUUUGCGCCAACCGGCGAGCUGACAGAGUUCCUAUCUCCUUCAAAGUCCUCCCAGGAGACCACGAGUACCCCAAAUGUCGCACUAAGCGAACGUCCUAUGAGUGGUACAUUCCUAAAGGCAUCCUGAAAACGGGUUGGAUGAAUAAACAUCUGAACCUGGUACCAGCUCUGGUUGUGCUCUUCUAUGAAUUGGACUGGGACGACCCACAGUGGAAAGAGAAACAGUCUGAAUGUGCAACUAAAGUGGAGAUUGUCAGGACCAGUCUUCAGGGCAGGAACACCAAGGUGGCUGUGGUUCUAAUCCAGAAGAAAACUCCUCUACCUCCAGGAGAGGACCUGGUAGCAUCAGAGAGGGCAGCGGCUCUUUGUAAUGCCUGUGAUCUGUCUGGCAAGAGUCUCUUUGUACUGCCACACACUGACCACUUGGUGGGCUACAUCAUAAGGUUGGAGAAUGCUUUCUAUGAACAUGCUCAGACAUACUACUACACUGAGAUCCGGCGAGUCAAAUCACACAAAGAGUUCCUCAACAAGACAACACAUCAGCUGCUGUUUGUUAGGCACCAGUUUAAAAUUGCCUUCUUCAGUGAGCUGAAACAGGACACCCAGAAUGCUCUCAAGUACUACAAAACUGCAUAUAGUCUUGUUCAUGAGCUCAGAGCUCAUGAGACCAACAUAUUGGAGAUCAAAACUAUGGCUGGAUUCAUCAACUAUAAGAUCUGCCGUCUGUGUUUCCAGCAUAACACUCCUCUAGAUGCUAUAGCUCAGUUCAGGAAGCACAUUGACCUGUGUAAGAAGAAGAUCGGCAGUGCUGAACUGGCUUUUGAGCACGCUGCAUGGAUGUCUAAACAGUUCCAGUCAUUUGGUGAGCUGUUUGAUGAAGCAAUAAAGUUGGGUCUGACCGCAAUCCAAACCCAGAACCCUGGUUUCUACUACCAGCAAGCUGCCUGUUACAGCCAGGACAGGAAACAGCUGGCACUGCAGCUUUGCCAGGCUGGAGCGAGUUACCCCUCCCCUGAACCACUGGACGUCCAGAGUGGGGGCCUAGACUUCUAUGGCCAGAGACCCUGGAGACAAGGACACCAGAGUAUUGAUCCUCCAGAUGCAGAGAAGGAGAAGACAGGAAUUCUGGCACUGCAGAUUAAAGAGAGAGAUGUACCACAUUCAGAGCUGAUAAUAGCACUUGUCAGUAAUGCUGUCGCCCAGUUUAAAAAGUACAAGUGCCCUCGAAUGAAGAGUCACCUCAUGGUGCAGAUGGGAGAGGAAUACUACCAUGCUAAAGACUACACCAAAGCCCUAAAACUGUUGGACUACGUGAUGUGUGACUAUCGCACAGAGCGAUGGUGGGGCCUCCUGACAGCCAUUUUGACUACAGCUCUGCGCUGUGCUUAUCUGAUGGCCAGUGUUAAAGACUACAUUAUAUACUGCAUGGAGCUGCUGGGCAGAGCAUCAACCUUGAAAGAGGAACAAAAGUCGAGGAUUGAGAAGAAUCUUCUCAAAGUCCUGACGAACGAGGUCCCUGACACUGAGCCGGAGUGUGAUCCAUCCUCUGUCAGUGCAGCUAGGUCACUAUGGAACGACCGCAUGGCUUUGGCUGGAUCUAAUGAGCUCACUAUAGAAGUGCAGGACUACAUCCCAUUCAUCCAGUGUAAGGCCAAGUUCCAGUCUCCCAGUUUCCAUGUAGACCAGCCCAUCCAACUCCAGGUUUUCCUCCGAGCUGACUGUCCUCAUCCAGUACCAUUUAACAAACUAGCUGUCAGCCUCAGUAACCAGGAGUACAACCAGUGGUGUGUGGUGGAGUCUUCAGAUCAGGAGAGUAUGAGCCUGUUGCCAGGAAAAAACAAAUGCUACAACUUCAGCUUUGUAGCGAAGACUGAAGAUGUUGGCAAGAAGAUAGAGAUGACGGGUAUUGAGGUGAUGCUGGGUGGUGACCGUGGACGCUGUGUGUUUGUGAGCUGGAGAGGGGCGGGUGGAGAUGCAGCCUCUACCCAUGAAGCCUUGCAGGCCAGCAGGUCAUCACGUCGAUGGGGGCGGUGCAUUGAGGCACGUCAAGAGCUGGACUGGGACAGCCUGACCAUGCAGCACAGUACCAUGAUCAUCUCCAGAGUCCCAAAGAUCUCUGUUCAGCUGAACCACCAGCCUCCUGCACUCAGCAAUGAAAUGUACUGCAUCUUCCUCACUAUUCAGUCACAGGAAGAGGGCGUGGCAAAGGAUGUCAAACUGACAGCUGGCCUCAAACCAGGCCAGGAUGCCAACCUAGGCCAGACCACGCAUGUGACACUCAAUGGCUCAAAGGUUUGUGAUGACACUGCACCUGCCCUGCUCCCUGAUGUACCUCUAGGAGACCUGAAACCAGGCAAAAAGUUGGAGAGAUGUGUAUAUAUGAAGUGUGUGUCUACUGGGCCAAGGGUCUUCCUGUUCCAUGUGGCCUACAGCAUUGAUACCACAGUGGAAGGAUGUCAGAUUGUCUGCAAAUGUCAUAAGGAUGAGACAGUUACCAUAGAGACGGUGGUCCCAUUUGAGGUGUCUGUCAAGUUUAUGUCCACCAAGGUCUGUAACCGAUACAAUUAAAUUUUAUUUAUAUAGCGCUAAAUCACAACAACAGUUAUCUCACAGCG